UGUGUUGUUCCAUGUAGAAGUACUCAUCGGUUAGAUCUGAUGUAUCUUCCACGUUUCUUCUACAUACAUGCUUAGAUAUAUCUGUGGCCACUAAUGACAAGGCGAUAGCAACCGCAAAAACUGGAAUGGACCUGAUAUAUUCUGUGGGCACAAUCUCUGCAAGCUCAAGGAGAAAUAAGAAUGCAUCAAAGGUGGAAAGGGCGCUGGGUGCUGAGAACUUGUGUCAGAUCUCAUCUGGCAACGUGAUAGCCUUUAGUGCGUGCGGAGGACCGGAGGAUGGACUGGACGUAGCGUCGCGAGGAUACCACGUGUUCGUGGCGGAUCUGAACACCCCAUGGGAUAUACACAGGGUGUGGAGCGGCGGCUCGCCGGUCAGCUGUCUGGAGUGGGACGCGGCCGGCACGCGGCUGCUGCUGGGCCACUCGGACGGCCUGCUCCAGCUGCUCGAGAGCUGCGGGCACGUCAUCAACAGCUGGCGCUGCCUGCAUUCAGUCCGCGUGGAGAACGAAGAGAUCAUCCAGGCCAUCUUCUUCCACAACGGCAAAAAGAUAUCCAUUUCGGCGGAAAAGAAGGACAGCUUUCUGUACAACGACAAGUUCCAGAACACGCUGUUCAGUCCAACGCUGCGUCGCUUCGGAGGGCGCCCCGCCGAUGGGUUCAUUGGUCUGACGUCAACAGGUCUGUUGGCUGUGUGCUCGCUCAAUGGAAACGGCGUUGAAGCGUCAUACAAGAAGUGCGAGCUUUCUCAGCGGCGCAAUUUUAUCCACCUGGCCAGUAUGGCCUAUUCAAAAAACGGCGGCGUGGUGGUGGCCUGCUCGUCGGGCCUGCCGGACGCGCCCGUCACCUGCCACCAGAUCAGCCUGCAGCAGAGCCUCGCAGAGCUCAUGGUCGACGUGCAGCAGCUGCCCAGCGUGUACAUGGACUGCGGCGCGCAGUCCGACUCAGCCAUGCUGGCCGUCACAUGCCUGCGCCACCUGCACAAGGAGGACGGCGGCCAGCUGCUGGUGGGCGCCUCGGGCGACGCCGGUGGCGUGCUGGAGCUGUGGCAGCUGGGUGAAAUGCCCGUCAACUUUGGCCAGGUGUUCCAGCGUGGGGCCAGCGUCGAGCCGCGCGUGCAGACGUGGAUCAAGUCUGGCUCGCACAUGACGCCGCGGCCGCUGGCAGCCGUGGCUACGGCUCGCGUCUGCCUGCAGGACGGCGGCCUGCCGGCGCCGCCCAUCGUCGUGGUGACGGCCGACGGCGGCAUCAGCAGCCUCCACCGCGACUCCAUGACGCAGGUGGGGCUGACGGACGUGGCCCUCAGCGCCGCCGGACACCUGGCGGCCGCCGUCGACGACCACGGCCAGCUGUUCCUGUACCGCGCCGCCGGCGCCGCCGACCCCGGCGGGCUGUCGGUGCCCUCCUCGCUGGUGCUGCAGCUGGAGUACUACAUGGUGACGGGCCGGGACGUGUGGGACCUGCUGCUCGGCCUGCGCGCCCACCUGGGCUCCCUCGAGGCCGUCUGCGAGACGCUCGCCGACACAUUCCACCGCCAGCCGGGGCCCGUGCAGCAGUUUUAUUACGUCCGGCACAUGGCCAUCAAGACGUCUCUGUACAGGCUGUUCCCGGCCGGCUGCCGGCGCCUGGCUGACAACAACGCGCUGCUGAUGCUGCGCUGCGUGGCCUCGUCGUUCCGAGCGCUGCUGCGGCCGGGCGAGCCCUCGCCCGCCGCCGAUGCCGACCCCAGCGAGACGCUCAACGCGCUCAUGACCAGCAAGCCGGUGGAGAGCGUGCUGGAGAUCGACAAGGUGCUGGCGCACCUGAAGGAGCGCGAUCCGGGCUCGGUGGACCUGGGCUCGCUGGCGCAGCUGCAGCACCUGGUGCAGUGGGUGGCCGACAUCUGCCUCCAGCUGCUCGGCUCGCUGACGGACGGGCGGCAAAAGCAGGUGGGCGCGCUGCGCGAGCGCCAGAGCUUGCUGCUGCUACGCGAGCUGCUGGUGGUGAUCCGGCGCUGGGGCUCGGUGCGCGCCGCCUGCCUGCCUGUCUUCCAGCGGCACGGCGAGCAAGCCGACGUGAUCGCCGUGCUCUUCAAGCUGCUCACCAAGCUGCUGGCCGUGCACGCGGCCGAGCCCGACGAGGCCCUGCUCAAUGAGUGCUCGCUGCUUCCGUCACCGGGCCUCGCCGAACACCUGACGCUCGACCUGCCACCUCGCGGCGUCCUGGUGACCUGCACGGCCCCCAACACCUCACCUCGACACUACGAGUACUACGACGCGGACGCGGCCGAGGGGCACGUGACGCACCGCCGCCACCAGGACCUGUACACGGUGGACUCGCUGCGGCACAUGCGACUGGGCGCGCGGCCCAGCAACCUCAAACAGUGCACGAGAUGUCUGGCGGUGACGUCAUCGCGGUCGCAGCAACAGCUGUCGCAGGUGAAGACGACGCCGGUGACGCGCGCCUGGGAUCAGCGCUGGGCGCGCGCCUGCCUCUGCGGCGGCCACUGGGCCCUGCAGGCGGCCGGCUGAGCGUGGCGCGCGGCCCAGCCCGGCGGAGCCCGAAGCGCCGCUCCCCUCAGCUGUGGCCUGUGGCGAUGUGGCGGCGCGACCGCGCGCGCACGACGCCGGUAGCGCCGACGUUCGGAGCUGCAGUGUGCGCUGGAGGGAAGGACUCCGGCAUGCGGCGGGCGUCGGUGUGCCGCGGUCGGAGCUGCACGGCGUGCCCCUGACAGGACUCCGGCAUGCGGCGGGUGUCAGGUGUACCGCGGUCGGAACCGCACAACGUGCCCUGGACGGAGGGACUUCAACAUGCGGCGGGUGUCGGAGAUGUGCCGUGGUCGGCGCGCCAUCCGACCGCCGGCUUCAGUGUGUCUCAGGCCUGCAGAUGACUUCGCUCAGCCAAAGGUCGCUCGCGUCGUGGUUGCAUGCCUGAAUGGUGUCGCGCGUGGCGUUUGGCAUAGGCGCGGCGCAACACACGGCAGUUUUGGUCUCUGUACGCUUUGUUCAACAAGCAGUUCGCUCCGUAUUUUAUUAAGAUAAUAAAAAGCGACAACGUA
Molecule: messenger RNA, 3034 nt
Organism: Pollicipes pollicipes
Lineage: Eukaryota; Metazoa; Arthropoda; Thecostraca; Pollicipedomorpha; Pollicipedidae
Gene: MED16
Product: mediator complex subunit 16
Exons: 16
Coding region: 126-2507 (793 amino acids)
Biological process (GO): positive regulation of DNA-templated transcription
Cellular component (GO): mediator complex
Molecular function (GO): protein binding
Source: RefSeq, a predicted model, not a curated record